UAUGAAAUAGAGCACAAGGAGUUGUCUCCCUUCUUGUGUUCCGGAAACAAGAGUCGCGUGUCAUGAAUUCUUAUCGAUUCGUGACUGUCCUUUCCAAGAUUUGCCGUUUGGAACCGCGACAUUCCCUGACAUUUGUGCACAAGAUGGCAACUGAGGCUAAGCGUGGGAAGCUGUCGGAUGAAGAGAGAAGUACUGCCCUGAGCCCCCUGACUGGUGCUGGCUGGUCCAUGGUGGAAGGAAGGGAUGCCAUCUAUAAGGAAUAUCUCUUCAAGAAUUUUAACCAGGCAUUUGGGUUCAUGACGAGAGUUGCUCUCCUGGCUGAUAAGAUGGACCAUCACCCAGAAUGGUUUAAUGUGUACAACAAGGUCCAGGUAACUCUGAGCAGUCACGAUGUCAGCGGUUUGUCACAGAGAGAUGUCAAACUGGCUACGUUCAUGGAGAAGGCUGCCAAAACCAUGCAGGAUUAACAGAGCUGGGCCUGCCACCAACAUACAUUCCAUGUCAUUCCUGGUUAGACGGUAGACAGUUGAUAGAUAGGUCAUCGUCAAUAUAAAGUAUAGCCUCAAAGAAUAUAGUUAAUGAAUGUGUGUAAUUAUCAGCAUAUCAUGACAUUGUCCAUUUGCAUAAUAGACAUAUCUUAUUCAAGGUUCAAGCAGCUAUGAAUCAGGUGAUUUCUGUUAAAAUCCAGAUUUUAAUUAAGUAAAUCCAUAUAUAUCAAAUGUUGACAAAUUAUGUAUCCAUCCUGACCAACUGUUUUAAUAACUGGUCAAUCAUUAGAUCAGAUCUUUGUUCUCACAUACGAUUUCGUUCAACGAAAGAUUACUGGAGUAAAGGAUCUGAUUUGAAUGAGAUAACGAAAAUGUCAAGUAUGUUGGAUCCAAGAAGCUUCAAAUUCCUAUGUGAUAUAUACAUCUGGUUAGUUUUACCAACUGCAUCAUGUGAAAUGAAAUUCUUCUCAGUGAACAUGGCGCUGGUUGCAUGUUCUUUUGGUCUGAAAGUGUAUUAUGCUAUAAUGAUAUAAAGUAAAAUCACAAUCUAGAUUCACUUAUUCAACCAUGACAUUGUUUCGACCAUCCUUUGGUGCUUGUUGUAGUUGAUCAGCCUGGCGGGGAUUUAUCUGGGCCACGAGUCCAGGGUGCCGUUGUACAAAACAACCCUCACGCUACAACUGUCCUAAGUCUCUGGUGAGGUAUGGGAGUUAGUGCAAAGAUCGCUUUUUACAACAGCAACCUGGGAACUCUCAGUCAUUCUUUGUGUGGACCCUGGCAUGUUCCAUGGGGGUCCAGGAUGACCACUGUACCGUAAAUAAAUAAACUAUCACCAGGAUCUUUCUUGUUUAAAACAAACUUGAUUGUUUGAAGAUUGAACGCGGACAGGGAAAUCAAGUUGCAUGCUAGGAUGGCUACAAUUAUAUUUGUGUUAAUUAUUCACAAGGACACACGUUUUUCAUCCCAUGGGUCAUGAAAUGCAAAUAUUUUGCAUCCAUUUCUCAAUUUUUAUAUAGGAUACAAUGUUACUCGUUCAGUAAGACCCUGCAUUGCUGUUAGGCAAAGUGACAUAAGUGACCCCUCUCCUGAAGAGGAAACUAUAUUAAUUUGGUUGUGUUCUGUAUGACCACCAUGUCUAUCAUGUUGUGUGUCUGAAUUAAUAUGUCUAUGUAUGCAUCUAGAAACAAUGCAGUGAAAUCAUUAUGUGAAACAGCUUGCUUGUAUUUAUUGAAGCCCUGCUAGUCUGAAACAUUCAUUCCUAUAUAAAUAUAACAGAUUUGUUGCUGAACUAGUGUUAUAUGAUUUACACAUUAAUAACGAAGAGAUAAUUUGUGAAAGAUUUAUCAAAAUAACUUUAGAUUUAAAAAACCCUGUUUCUUAAUAACCUCAGUUGGUUGUAUGUGAUAUUCAUGCUAUAGGCACAGAUUGAUUUAAGUUUAAUGGCACAUUCAGCCUAAAUCCAUAUACAUAUAUAUGAGUGAGUGAGUGAGUGAGUGAGUUGGGUUUAACGCCGCUUUUAACAGUAUUCCAGUUAUAUCAUAUAUAUGACAGCUGCCUGUAAACAAUCAUGUCUGGAUCUUAUAACCCAGUGAUUGAUAAUAGGAGCAACAAUCCAAAUAGUCAUACUACGACAGGCAAUGCUUUGUGAAUGUUGCAGGCUUUAGUAUAUCAUGAGCAUAGACUUUCAGACAAACAAGGCCUCAGUGUAGACACAGUUCUCAUAUGGAAACAUAUCUACUGUUAUUUGUCGUCAAUGAUCUGAUGACUAGCUUAUGUAAUUUCAGGUAAUGCUGGACUAAGAGCAAUAUAUAUUCUGUGUUGUGAGUAUGUGUACCUUGUGCCUUAGGGUGGUAGAUGUGGCUCCAUUGAAUUGGUUUAUUAAACUCAAUUGAUGAUGAUGAUGAUGAUGAAUAGAGAGGAUGUACUAUACAGUCAUUGGAAUAUGAUGAUCUUUUUAUUGAAACUGCUUUUCAGAAGACAUUUCUAGCAUGCACAGCUACUUUUGAUGAAAAAAGAUUACUUUGAAAUAAUGAGACCACCUCUGCUGUAUAAGUGCAAUAAUCUUGAAUGCAAUGUUAAACCCAAUUGCACUUCACCUUAGAAAAAAGAAGCCAUUUAAAAUGUCAUAUAUUAUCUUAACAGAAGUGGGUCAUGUCAGAUUGCUAGGUUGGGUAAAUGAUGUUUGUUUGGUAGAUUGCAUAUGCUCAGGUGACCUGGUUUUGUGUAGUCGUGACAGUGUGCAAGUUUAAAGCAUGGGACCUCAAUAGGGGGUGCAGAUAGACAUACAUAAUAAUAUAUUCUAGUCAUGAAGUACUUGAAGGACACAUUCACAUGAGGUCAUAGUUGUCUUGUAUUUGAACUAUGUAAUCAUAUGAUCAUGAUUAGAAUCUCAGAGGUGUCUUCAAUGUAAAGCAUUUACGCUGAUUGUUGUCAAAUUCAUACACAUGUUGUUUAUUGAUUUUGAAAGUUAUUGUAUGUAAAUAUGAAGGCAAUAAACAGCUGACUUGUGA
Molecule: messenger RNA, 2998 nt
Organism: Haliotis rufescens (red abalone)
Lineage: Eukaryota; Metazoa; Mollusca; Gastropoda; Lepetellida; Haliotidae
Product: probable pterin-4-alpha-carbinolamine dehydratase
Exons: 4
Coding region: 63-467 (134 amino acids)
Biological process (GO): tetrahydrobiopterin biosynthetic process
Molecular function (GO): 4-alpha-hydroxytetrahydrobiopterin dehydratase activity
Source: RefSeq, a predicted model, not a curated record